UCAGCAGUCCACACUCACCCACCUUCCGAACCAAACAAGCAAGGAAGCUGCAUGGCACUUUCCCCUGUUGCGACUUGCGUGUCUGAGAAUCGUCGCCCAUUCCAGGCAUUCUUCAGGCAUUUCUUUCCUUCCAGCAAGAGAAACGCAACGCGGCUGAAGGAACGUACCUUCCCAUUCGUCACACACGCGCGGCACAGGUGUCGCCUCACACAACCAUGAUCCCCAACUUAAUCUCAUCGACUCCCGCCUGCCCUGCGGCGCAGCAGCUUCCUUCUCCCUCCCUCACAAUGCCGUCGUCGUCUUCCACGAGCCUUGCCAUCGUCGCCGAGCUCGACUACAUUCCUCUCCUCCUUCCGCCUGCGAUGCGCUGAUUCACAGCUCGCCGAAUCUGAAGAUGAUCGCUAUCAAUUCUCGUUUGCGGACGAUACUCCCCCUAGCUGCUCUCUUCGCCCUACUCCUCGUUCUUGUUCGCUUCCAUGAAAGCAUUAUAAAUCUCGAUUCACUGUAUAGCCUCGCGAAGCACACGAAGACAACGCCGCCAUCUUCGAGUGGCAAGGAUAACAAGCAGUCGCUCUCCUCCGAGACCCCAGUCUACAAGCCAGUGCCGACCUAUACCUCGCCCCCGGUAAUCGACCCCUUCCCCCUCCUCGCCAACACCGACUCGCCGCCCCCCUCGAUCCCCGCGCAUAACGUUCCCCGCGAUGACCUACAUAAAGACUACGGUCUUGAUGCGCAGCCGCCGCUAUUCAUCGGCUUUACCCGCCAGUGGCCCAUCCUUCUCCAAUGCGUCGUUAGCUACAUCACAGCAGGCUGGCCGGCCUCUAGCAUCCACGUCCUCGAGAACACGGGUGUUCAGUUCGCCAACGCUCAGGGCAAACUCUCCCUCCAGAAUCAGUUCUACCUGAACCACACGACGCUCAAGCGGUUAGGAGUCAACGUCAUUCAGGCACCUGCCCUGCUCUCCUUUUCGCAGAUGCAGAACAUGUUCCUGCACGAGGCGCACAAGAACAACUGGCCAUACUACUUUUACUCUCACCAGGACGUUCUCGUCUUCUCCUUUGAGGACGGCAAGGACGACACCCACCGGCCCGGCGACCGAACAUGGGAAUUCUACGACGAGGAGGAGCAAAAUGAGAUCAUGAACCCGCCUGCGGCAGGACAGCAGGGGUACCGCACAAUAUACGAGAACUGCCUGCGCGAUCUCGAUACCACGCUGAAGCGGAAAGAGAAGUGGGGGUUCCGCUGGUAUCAAUACGACCACCUAACACUGGUGAACCGCGCCGCGAUGGACGCCAUUGGCGGAUGGGACUCGCUGAUUCCGUACUACGCGACCGACUGCGACAUGAACGCGCGCCUGGCCAUGGAUGGCUGGACGAUGAAACACCGACGGGCGGGUAUCAUCAACGACAUCUCGACGCACCUCGAGGACCUCUCUGCUUUAUACCGGAUUCCGGGAACCAUCCCGAAGAUGGUUGACCCAAAUCCCCCGCCCCCGCCUCCGCCCCCGCCGCCAGCCGAGAAGAAGCCCGAGGACGAGCAGAAGGGCGACAAGCGAGACGACGACCCCGCGGCGACUACGAAUGCCACUGUCGUCAACGAGGCGGAGUACUUCCGCGCCGUGGUCCAGACGGGCCUCGAAAUGACAAAUUACAAGUACAGAGACAGCGACCACAACCGCAACUCGUGGCAAAAAAGCCAGCACGGCGGCGAGGGCGAGCCGUAUUACUACGAUGCCGCUGGGUUCGCAGAGGCCUUUGAGGUGCUCGUCGCUGCCGGGCGCCGGGUCUUUGAGCUGAAGUGGGGACGCGGCGGGUGCGAUAUCGCCGAGGGGUUCGGGUUGAAGAUUACGGACCAGUGGCGCGUCUUGCCUCCGGAGAAGAAGGAUCGAUGAGAUGGGAGUGGUGGUUGAAUGGGCUUGCUUUUGCACGAGUCACGCCGAUGACGUCUUUUUUGGGGGGAUGCGAUGUCACUCGUUGGUUUCAUGGAGUCGAUAAUGACUCGUCACAUACGGACCUGAAUCAGUGGUCCACAGAGCUGUGAAGGAAGUCUGGCGAUACAAGGUCAAGAUAGUGAAAGGCGUAAUGGUUUUAGACAAGCACCUGUGAAGCAUCAUCUCACUCGGUCAAAAUAAGGCAA
Molecule: messenger RNA, 2136 nt
Organism: Colletotrichum scovillei
Lineage: Eukaryota; Fungi; Ascomycota; Sordariomycetes; Glomerellales; Glomerellaceae
Exons: 1
Coding region: 395-1891 (498 amino acids)
Source: RefSeq, a predicted model, not a curated record